AUGGCACAAGACGAUCCUGGGCGGCUAUUAGCACGUUAUGUGCGUCCUAUUUACGAAGCAAUUGAUACUCGACAGUAUAAAACAGCCAUGAAAUUAUGUCUACAUAAACGUAUUGCCCAUUUAGAUAUUGUACAAGUACUGAAAGCUCAUUGUCUUGAACGUACAGGACGAGUUGAAGACGCAUUAGAAAUCUGUCGUCGUAUUCAAGACAAGAAACCAACGGACGAGACGUUACUUCAUACAAUGAAUUUAGUAUUUAAACUGGCUCAGUGUGAAGCUGAAAUGCUACCAACUUUUGAGCACGCGUGUACUGUCAGUGAACCACCAAAUGAAGAGCUCUUCCAGUCGUUAUUUAUGACCUACGUACGACAUGGUGCGUUUCUAAAGCAACAACAGACAGCAUUCAAGAUGUUUAAAGCCUUUGGAAGGAUUCAAUACGUCUGUUGGGCUGCAGGAAGUAUGAUGCUUCAGGUAGAACUUGGACAGAUACCAACACGGAUGUUGGCAUUAGCAGAGAAGAUGAUGUUGAAAACAUUGAGAGAUUCAAGUGCAGAGUACGAUGGACAAGUAGUGCAGUUAACAGUACUGAUCAUGCAGUUACAGGACAAUCAUCAAGGUGCGCUGGAAGCGUUUGAUGAGCUUGUACAGAGACACGAUAACAUGGACGAGCAAAUGAAGAAACAUGUAGCUAUAGGACGAGCUGCAGAGGGUGAAGGAGCUGAUGAGGAGGAUAUUGAGCUUGGACCUAUGCAGGCUAUUGAUAGAUUGGCGCUGGAAGCGACGCUCGCGAAGAAUGUAGCGAAUUGGACUCGAUGUGCGGUAGUUCAUCGCAAGCUGCUGGAAGAAUAUAAUGCAGACGACUGGACGUUUUUGAAAGACUACAUUGCAGCACGGUUUAAUGAAAUGAUGGACUGCACAACGGCAGAACUGCUAUUGCUUGAAAACGAGUUGAUGGGAUUUAUGAAUGAGCUGCAGUCUUGUCCAAGCAAUGAGCGCAUUCGUGGACCUGCUCUUGCUCUUAUCCACAUCAGUGCAGAGACAUUGCGACGUUUAAAGUCGGGAGAUGCGGCUGUGUCGCAGGUGGAGACGAAGCUGCAAGAACUUAUUGUCGCCUAUGCGGACCGGUUUUACUCUAAAGCGUGUUGCUUUACUGAUUUGAAACAGUACUUCACUCUCUACUUGAAGGAUGGCACGUUAGUAUCAGCACCUGCGAAAGCCAACUUGAUUCAGCACUUCAGUAAACUGUCGGAGCAGUCUGCGGACUUGCUCAAGAACAAGCCAGCUGACGAUAAUGUCGAUGAAAGGACGCGCACAGUUGGGCAAGGUAACCUGAGUAAGCGGCUGCUUGCAUUGAAAGCACUUCGCUUUAUGGGCUACUAUGAGAAUCCGGACAAGUUUUCGGUUGACGAUUUGAAUCAUUUGGUGAAGGAGCUUGAAGAGGAGUAUGAAGCUACGAAUUGGCUCAAUAUCGGUAGUGCGGGUGGCCAGCGUGAGGUGCAGCUCACGGAUGACUUGCUGUUACUUGCGACACACUUUCUUUUGGAUAUUUAUCAGCGUUCCAGCGGACAUCGUGAAUACCUAGAGCGUGCCGCUGGACUCCUCGAAUAUGGGCUAGAGAAGAGUGCGUACAACUUCCAAAUGAAGCUUCUCCUGUCCCGAGUAUACGGCUACUUGGGUGCUGCAGAGGCUAUGCUAAACCGUCAUGUAGAAUUAGAUGUGAAGUACGUGCAGUUGGACUCAUUAUCGUUUUUGGUAUUGGACAAAAUGCUUGAGCUUUGCCAGUAUCCAGAAGCACAGAAACUGACGAACAAGAUUGCAGCUUUGCACCGCAGCACGGCAAAUGACACACCUGAGUACAUUGCACGUGCUUACCGACUUGGUGUCUACUCGAAGGUGAUUGACAUGUCUUUGUUCUUACAUAAGCGUAUGAAGAUGUCACACUCGCUGGCUAUUAGCAGAGGAGAGGUACUGCGUUUCCAGUUGCUUGAGUCGAUGACUGCUGGUCCUGCAAAGCUCUACGAACUUGUGACAUCUCCAAGUUUUGAUGCUCAGAUUAGUGAGUUAGAAGGCAUGUUGGUAUCGAAUGGUACCGAGCUGUCGCACAACCAGCACCGAGAGGUUAUCGUAGAUUGGACUUCGCAGCAGCAGGUCUCGACAGGCGACUAUUUUGCUCAAGACGACGCUCCACUUGUGGAAUGUGAUCGAUCAGCCAAUGCCAAUUCGUCACUACUGUGGCUAAAGCUUCGCGUACUGGUUCCAAAAGUGCUCAAGAGUCUUGCUGAAGAUGAUUGUUUGAAUUUAUCUUUAUUGACAAAGGAGUAUCGUGCUAUCGUGGCUCAGCUGCAUUUUACAGAUGUUACCGGUGAACGUCAGCUUCAUGUGAAACUUUGGGAAUGGAGUACAAAUGCGAUUGCCAUAUCAGCUCACAUUGUGAAUGCAGCAAAUGGCCAAAGCGAAGCAGGUGAAGAAGACCAGAUGGAUCUUCCUCGAGCGAUUGUAUUACUUCAAGACGACUUUGCAACAAUUGUCGAGCUUUUUCGUGCAAGACUCGUGUUUACUACUGGUGCUUCUUCUUCUUCUUGCGAUCCAAUGGCAUUGUCACCGUAUGGUGUAUCAACGUUAUCGUCAUUACUACUGGACUCUGGUCUCUCUUCGCUCAGUGCAUUGGCUCUUACGCAUCGAGCGUUGGGUAAGAAGAAGAGUAAAAAGAGUCAAGACCUGUCAGCUGCAGCAUCUUCGUUGCGCAAUCUAUUCAAGCACAUGCUCGAGUCAUUGAUGGAACUGAUGACGUAUGUUGCAAAACUCGAGUUCACGUCGCAUCACCUGUCCAAGACUUUGACAUUGCCAAAGGAUAUAGCACAGGAGAAGGCGUAUACAAACAUGGUAAAGUCCUAUCAGGUGCUUCAGAUGAGAUUGGUAGAGCUCUUGGGCGAACGCUGCGCAAGUAUCCGCGCUAUUUUGCAGAAAUAA
This is a messenger RNA of Peronospora belbahrii, 2970 nucleotides long. The record is from the annotation of a GenBank genome assembly. Lineage: Eukaryota; Oomycota; Peronosporomycetes; Peronosporales; Peronosporaceae.